Messenger RNA from Papaver somniferum (opium poppy), 855 nucleotides. Its product is annotated as pentatricopeptide repeat-containing protein At3g12770-like. The transcript has a single exon. Gene Ontology annotation, biological process: RNA modification. NCBI's taxonomy places the organism in Eukaryota, Viridiplantae, Streptophyta, Magnoliopsida, Ranunculales, Papaveraceae. Bases 1 to 855 code for a protein of 284 amino acids. The record is from RefSeq and is a predicted model, not a curated record. Gene Ontology annotation, molecular function: RNA binding; protein binding.
AUGAAAUUUGAUCCAAGAAUUAGACCUAAUCUGUUUACGUAUACAAUAGCAUUGAGUUCUUGUGCUAAGAUUCAGAAUUUGAAAAUGGGUAUUCAAAUUCAUGAAGAUUUGGUUAAAGAUGGGUGUGAAAAUGAUGAUUUUAUUGUCACGACGUUGAUUGAUUUUUAUUCUAAAUGUGGGAAGACCGAUAAUGCACGUCGAGUAUUUGAUAGGAUUCGAGUACCAACAAUUCCUAAUUGUACAGCAAUGAUUGAUGGUUAUACGAUGAAUAACCGAAGUAAGGACGCGAUUAACUUAAUUAGAAGGAUCUUGAGGUCUAGGUUAGAUUUGAAGAUGGUUAAAGAUUUGGGCUUUACCUGUUUGCUUAGACCUUGUACUAACGAAAAACUGCUUAAACAAGGUCAAGAAAUUCAUGUUAACAUGAUUAAGUUUGGGUAUAAACCCGGAGCGCAGACAAUCAUUUCACUAGUUAAUCUAUUCGAGAAAUGUGACAAAAUGGUAACUGCUCGUCGUUUAUUUGAUGAGUUGAUUGAGAAGCAUGUAGGGUUAUGGGCAAGAAUGAUAGCUGGACAUGUAAGAAAUGGAUUGAACCAUGAAGCUAUGGAGUUAUAUUUUGAAAUGAUUUGUGAAGAUGUUGAACCGAAUCCCUUUGCACUUUCUUCUGCUAUUAGUGCUUGUAUUGCUACAUCAGGUAUGAAAGAAGGGAUGGAAAUACACGGUCGAGCAAUUAAAUCUGGUUGUAGGUUAUCAGAAGAUGUUAUUGUAGUUAGCCUUGUGAAGUUUUACAGUGAGUUUGAGCUGCUUGAGGAUGUACAGAAGGUUGUUAGAUGUCAUAGGGAGCAAGUAUAUCCAUGA